Molecule: messenger RNA, 2664 nt
Organism: Microdochium trichocladiopsis
Lineage: Eukaryota; Fungi; Ascomycota; Sordariomycetes; Xylariales; Microdochiaceae
Product: P-loop containing nucleoside triphosphate hydrolase protein
Exons: 1
Coding region: 68-2572 (834 amino acids)
Cellular component (GO): nucleus
Molecular function (GO): ATP binding; nucleic acid binding
Source: RefSeq, a predicted model, not a curated record
CACCGUCACCGGCAAGGCACACGCGAUAGCCAGAUCGACGCAGCCAGCGCCUCGGCCUCGCGGUACCAUGUACGCCCGCUACGUGCCUCAAUCGGCGGGCGCCGCGCCCGUCGACCUGUCAAACCAGACAUCCGCUCCAGCCAGCACUCCCGCAACUGUCGCCGCUGCGACCAUGGCUACUCCGACAGCUUAUGCUCGGUACGUCCCGGGCGCCGUUCCCGAAGACAUCAGCGACAGGCCAGCCAAGAAGGCCCGCUUAUCGCCGCAGCCCGAGCCAGCAACAAAAUCGUCGAGCAAGAAGCGCAAAUCCAAACGUCGCACAAGUGCAGUUGACAGCGACACGGAUGAAAGCUCUGCCACGGACACAGAGCCACCAACUCACAAGGCUGAGACUGCCGAUAGCAGCUCGGAGGAGGACGAGGCUACGGAUGCCAUCGCUGAGCCGGCUGAGGAACUUGCAGAUGUUCCUCCUGAAGUCCAGCAAGCCCCCAAAAAGCCUAAGCGGGAGAAAAAGUCGAAAAAGACCACGAGCGCAGAGGCGCAAUCGGAAAGCGAUGACGAAAUCCAAAAGCGACAUAAAGCCGUUUUUGAGCGCAAAAGGAAAUCGAUGCUGGCUCCCCCUACGCCCAGCGAUCAGCCGGCGGACGGCGAGGAUGCGACGAUGGAAGACGCGCCCUCCCCUGAGCAGGCGCAUGGGCUUGAGCCUCUCCCACAACCCAAACCUGCAGAGAUUGACGACACCAUACCAACGUUCGAGACCCUGCCUGCCUGGCUCGCCGAGCCGAUUCGUGUCUCACCACAAGCACUAGCAGACUUUGACAAGCUGGGAGCAACGCGCGAGCUCGGGAUCUCAGCUGAGGUUGCGACCAAGCUAGCUUCCGUCGGCUACAAGAGUGCUUUCGCGAUUCAAACGGCCGUGAUACCGCUGCUGCUGCCGCAUCACUGCAAAUCACGACAGGGCGACGUCUUGGUGUCGGCCGCGACUGGAUCCGGCAAGACGCUCUCGUACGCACUACCGAUGAUUCGUGAUCUUAGUCAUGGCAGCCGGAGAUUGACACGGUUGAGGGCUCUGAUUGUGCUGCCCACACGCGAACUGGUCAAGCAGGCGCAGCAAGUAUGCGAAGAGAUUGCUGGUGUGUUUGCGUCGGAAGGUGCGAAGCGACGAGUACGGAUUGGUGUUUCCAUGGGCAGCCAAAAUCUCGAAAAGGAACAGGCCUCUUUUGUUGAAAGAGAAGAGGUGUACGAUCCGAUCGCGUACUCCGCGCGCCAGAAGCGUCUUGCUCUCGGCGACUACGAUCAGGGCUCGGACGCCACCGACGACGAAGAAAAGACGGAACGAUCCCGGCGGGAGGACCGCAUCCCGACAUUACCUGAGCAUGUCAUCCAAUACAAGUCAAAGAUCGAUGUGCUUAUCUGCACCCCUGGUCGCCUGGUCGAGCACAUCAAGUACACACCAGGCUUCACGCUCGACUAUGUUCGGUGGUUGGUGGUCGAUGAGGCGGACAAACUCCUUGGCCAGGACUUCCAGCAGUGGCUUGAUGUGGUCAUCCCGCCAUUACAGAAAGACCGUAGGUCUCGGAAGCGUAAUCAUCAUCACAGCAAUUUGACUGGUGUACGCAAAGUUAUCCUCAGUGCCACAAUGACCAGGGAUCUGGAGCGCCUGGGAGGGCUCAAACUCCGGCGGCCCAGCCUAGUUGUGCUUGAGGGUGCAGGAGGCACUGACAAUGAUGCGGACCAGGCGCACGCCGAGCAUGCCCUGCCCGAACUUCUCGAGGAAGCGGCACUGAAGGUCAGCGACCCCAACGUGAAGCCAGUCUUCCUGGUCGAUCUCUUGAGAAGCAAAAAGGUACUUGGCGAUGCGGCAGGCCAGGCGCCCACACUAUCGAAAAACGAUGCCGACACUUCAUCAUCCGAGUCGAAUGCCGACACCUCAUCGUCUGAGUCCGAGUCCGACGCCGACACAUCCUCAUCAGAAGACGAGACAAGCUCGGAGGAAUCCGACAACGGGUCUGCCAGCUCGUCCCGACGCGCCGCAUCCAAGACAAGCGCGACACCCAGCGUUCUCAUCUUCACAAAGUCCAACGAGACAGCCAUGCGCCUCUCGCGGCUGCUGUCCCUCAUCUCACCAAAGCUCACACCCUUGCUCGGCACGCUCACCUCCACGACCGCGUACUCGGCCCGCCGGCAGACACUCCGCGACUUCACGGCCGGCAAGCUGCGGGUCCUCGUGGCGUCCGACCUGGUCGCCCGCGGUAUCGACCUGCCGUCGCUGGACCACGUCAUCAACUACGACAUGCCGACUAGCGUCGCCUCGUACGUCCACCGCGUCGGACGGACGGCCAGAGCCGGCAAGAGCGGCCGGGCGUGGACGCUGUUCACGAAGCCCGAGGCGCGCUGGUUCUGGACCGAGAUUGCGGGAGGCAAGACGGUCACGAGGGCCAGGGAAGUGCAGCGGAUUAGGAUCACCGAGGAGAAGGAGGAUCUGUUCGAUGAGAAGGUCAAGGUGUACGAGACGGCGCUCGAGGCGCUGGGGCAGGAAGCAGGGGAGAUGAGGAAACGCGGCCGCAACUAGAGAGAGUGGCAUUCGGCUUUUGUGUCUUACAUAGCGAUACCAAGCAUUUAUUUCGAAAAAGGCAGUCUAUAUGUCUAAUCUUUGGCCAAUGU